Messenger RNA from Candidula unifasciata, 236 nucleotides. The record is from the annotation of a GenBank genome assembly. NCBI's taxonomy places the organism in Eukaryota, Metazoa, Mollusca, Gastropoda, Stylommatophora, Geomitridae.
AUGUUUUGUUGGAUGUUGGUGGAAGGCAUUCAUCUCUACGUAGUCCUGGUUCGAGUCUUCAAAGGAGGGUUUCAUUUUCGGAAAUACCUUUUAGUUGGUUGGGGCACACCACUUAUUGUAGUUGGAAUAUCUCUAGGAGCGUUCCACGAUAAAUACGGUGUCGGAAAUGUGUGUUGGCUGAGCCAUGAGGUUUUGCUGGUCGGUUUUGUCCCUGCUGUUGCUGUCGUCAUUAUGGU